This is a messenger RNA of Ectocarpus sp. CCAP 1310/34, 1635 nucleotides long. The record is from the annotation of a GenBank genome assembly. Lineage: Eukaryota; Phaeophyceae; Ectocarpales; Ectocarpaceae.
UUUUUCGAGGCUUCUUCUUGUUUGCUAGGCAAGAGAAGUUAAGUCUUCUUGGGGUAACCGGGACCCGACCGGCUGGGGGCGAGUAGAACCACCUUUUUUCCAACAAUCUUCUGUGCGUGUUGCGGGUGCGCCACUUCCGCCACGCAUUGCCAGAAGUUUCGAGUUCGAUAGACAGUGCGCAUCGUUUCUCGGCCCACCCACCGUUUUUCCUUUUCCGUACUCCGGAAGAAAAUUAGAUGAGUUGUUGUUGUUGUUGACUUCACAUUAAACCGUGACGUAAGUAGAAUUAUCGAAAAAAAAUUGGAACUUUUCAUAGCGGGCCGGUACAGCAACCAAGCAAAUAUCAUGAACAACAACAUAAAGAUCGUGAUCGACGCACGCAGCGGAGACGUCGCAGUCAAAUCUAUGAUCAAGAACAUCAUACCGAACCUAAGCGACAGCGGCAAGAACCGAGCUCUGCAGAGAUGGAUUGAUGCGAGGAAACUCGCCGCUCGGAAAAGACGGAAGAAAGCACACCCGCAACGCGAGGUGGACCGAGAGAGACACGAGACCGCAGCGGCCGUCAAGGCAGCUGCGAAGAAGAAGGCACGAGAGGGCGACCUAUCGUUCGGCACGUUCAACGUACGCACGCUCGCCUACAGCGGUAGGAACCCCAUCGGUCACAACGUGAUGACGGUCAUGCAGAUUUGUUCCGCGACCGGCUGUGAUGUGAUAGGACUUCAGGAGACCCGACGAGCGGGGCAAGGCUCAAUUGCACACGACGGGUACGUGAUCAUUUGGAGUGGCGCCCGUGCUGGCACCAAGGACAAGAGGGGCGUACACGGUGUGGGCAUAGCGAUCAAGGAGGCCAUGUGGGAGAGUGUGGGCGAGGAAGGUAGGACGGUGGAGUGCAUUAGCCCGAGGCUGAUGAAGGCUUUGAAUAGACGGGUGGAAUACAAACCAGAGUUAUUCAAGGUGAAGGAAAGUUCCGUCAGAGAUGCUCUUGCUUCUAUCGUCGGUGGAGAAACAGAGAAAGAAACACCCGUAGGUUUCAUCGACGUGCUCAGUGAUACCGAGGUGAUCGAGGUGAAGUACUAUAAGCAGUGGAGGGGUGCACUCGGGCAGGUGCUCGCAUACCAAGCAUACUACCCUGGGCUGGCUAAGCGUGUGCAUCUUUUUGCACAAACUGGCAAGAAGGAUACCGAGAAGUAUGUAGAGUCGACGAAGUCGGUUUGUGAUACGCAUGCGGUAAAGGUUACGUUCGAAGAGUGUGUCGUUGAAGUACAAUCGCUUGAUCUGGACAAGGAUGAUAUCAACACCGUUUUUGGUGAUGAAAUUAAGACACAGCACCGUGACAAAAGGGCUCGUGUUAAAAACGACUCGGAUCAGUUGGCGGGGUGGGGUGUGCGCAAGCGACUUGCCGUGGAAGUGGAUGAGCCAUCAUGGUUCGAACACGCAUCGGUCGAUCUGAAGAGGGCCUACGCUUCGAUGGAAGUGAGGAAGAUGAUAGCGUUCGGAGAGAUUGAUAUCUUGAAAUCUUGUAAAGAGGAGUUGGAGUCGAUAGGGUGUUUCGGCGAACUCGACCGACAUGAGUUCGCGGACGGGAUCAGGCGCAUCCAGCGGCGGCACGCGAGUUCCGUCGCCCUUUUAUUGUAG